GUAUAUAAAACUAGCCAGAAUUUCUCGACAAAAGGCAGACGUCUCUGAACGCUGACUCCAGCACAAGCAAAAGUUUUGUUACGACAAAAGAAAUUUGGGAAAAAAAUGUCUUUGAAAUUCUUGAGCUUUGCUUCCCUGGUGGUUGUCGCGAUGGCCAACGGGCCAAACGUCCCGCCUUACAAACCAGGUUACCCGGCUGCCAAGUACGAUGAUGUGCCACUUUGCGCCAAGAACUCGUCGAAACCCUGGUGUCUGUCUGAUGAAGUCUACCCCAUCUACGACAUCCAAAAGGCUUUGAAUCAAUAUCACCAAGAAGUCCUGGCACUCUACAAAGACGUAAAAGCAAUCACGCCUAAUUCUGUUGAUGAAUUGAAAGAUUUGGAAGAAGAAACUUACCUAUGCACGAGUUCUACCACUUACGUUCAACCUCUGCGAGCUGUCAACGUCGAUGGUAAAUGGCGAGUUAUCGUCAACAACGUCGAAUCUUACAACUACUUGUUUACCCAAUCGGCUCGGAUCGAAGAAUGUAAUGUCGACGUGGGAUCUAACUGCCCGCUAGUUCCAUCUUGCUAUGAAUCUAGAUGCGUUCAGAAAAAUAUUUUCCAUCGUUUCUUGGUUUUUGAUCCCUACGACUAUUACUUUCCGUUCGCUAUUGAAAAGUUCCAACUACCUGCCUCUUGUGGUUGCGUGAUUGGAGCUUACUUUCCUUGAAACGAAAAUUCAAACGGUUCCCAGUUUUUUCCUACGCCCAAAUGUCAUUAAUAUAUUACAACUGUGGCCGCACGAAUAGAUUCACUUAAAACAUUA
Messenger RNA from Daphnia magna, 807 nucleotides. Its product is annotated as protein spaetzle. Gene Ontology annotation, molecular function: Toll binding; growth factor activity. Gene Ontology annotation, cellular component: extracellular region. Lineage: Eukaryota; Metazoa; Arthropoda; Branchiopoda; Diplostraca; Daphniidae. Gene Ontology annotation, biological process: regulation of Toll signaling pathway; innate immune response; central nervous system formation. The coding region runs from base 106 to 711 and encodes 201 amino acids. The record is from RefSeq and is a predicted model, not a curated record. The transcript is spliced from 2 exons.